GCUACAGGCAGUCCCCAGCCCCGCGAGUACUUUCAUCGUAUCCACCGUCAAGCGUAGCGUCUGGCAAGUGCUUCAACCAGAAGAAAACCAAAGCACAACCGUUGUAAAGACAGGGCCUAAAACAUGUCCGCUCCUACCUCUGAGAACGCCGUGCCCGACGUCGUAUCGCCCUCCAGAGGUGAGUCUGCAGACGCACGCGACGUCUUGCGCAAUUACGAGCGCUCGCUGACUGCAGCGGUGCUGUCCCCGCUCUCUGCAGCUGCGCGUAGCCCGAGAAACGUCGCACAUAGUGUCGCCAUGCGAUCCAUCAACUCAGGGGAAGCCAGAGGCGCCUCAGCGCGUCACAUGUCUCCUCGAGCAGUUCACCACUCCUCAGAUGCCUUCGCUGACGCGCCGCCUGUGGUCUUAGCCACGUUCUCGCCGCGUAGACGCGCUCUGAGCGAGCAGAAAGAGACACUGGAAGCAGCUAAUAUCCGUGUGGAUUUAGCCGAAGAAGAAGGCAAAGCAGAGGAAGAGGGUGGAGACGGAGAAGUCGACACUCUGCGCCCACACGACAGGAUAUCGGACGAGGCCUUCGCGUCCUCUGGAAGGGGACAAAUCAAGGGCGCAGAGGCCGACGACGACAGCGAAGGCGGUUUUAUCUGCAUGGACGAGUUCUCAGCUAGACGUAAAGCUUAUCCCUUGCCAUGUACCGGUCAAUGUACCGGUGCAUUCGUCCAUUACCGCUGCAUAAUGGCCUGGCUAGGACAGUCCGGUAGUUGUCCGCUAUGUCGCGGUACGUGCGACCCGUUGGUGCUACAGCCAAUGCAGAAACUGGAGCUACAAGAUAUGACCAAGAUGGCCUUACAGCCAGUGCCUCUGGACGCUGGCAUCAUCCGUUGCUAUGUGAAGCAAGUGUAUCGCGGGAUGUUCAAGCAGUACGGCUAUGAGCUGUAUCUGCAAGGCCAGAUUGGCACGCAAGAGGAAGAUAAAUUCCUAUUGGCUGCAAGACGCCAAGUGCGCUCCAACAUGACAGCCAACUACACAAUUUGUACGGACAAAGAAUGUACGGACGCCAAACGGAUUGGACGCAUGGGCUCCAACUUUUUGGGUACAUGUUUCACAUUGUAUGACAACGGACGAGACCCGCAGAAAUUGGCCAAGAUACAAGAUGCAGUGAGCUCAGAUGAUUUGGUCGUACAGAAUGUGCUACAGAUUCGGGAGGAGCUGGGCUGUGUCACGUACGAGCCGAACCGCACCAGUGUGGGCCCACGGAAGAUGCGUGUCGUGAUCCCUGACGUUGAUGAAGAAGGCGGUUCCUCAAAGAUCGUGCGACCGAUGAGUCGUCAAGACCGACUCGUGACUCGUCUCUCCACGGGUGAAAUGAAGGAUCUGAUGCGCUUCUCGAACCGCGAGCCGGUCUUCCGUGAGGACCUGGGGGCCUACUGCCUGGACUUUGGCGGUCGUGUGUCCAUGGCGUCCGUCAAGAACUUCCAGUUGAUCAGCAGUGAAGACCCGUCCAUGGGCAACAUUCUGCAGUUUGGUCGUGUGGCGGACGACAUGUUCACGAUGGAUUUCCAGUGGCCUUUGUCUCCGUUUCAAGCCUUCUCCAUUUGCCUCAGCAGCUGUGAUACCAAGCUGGCUUGUGUCUAAACUUUGUGGACUCAUAUAUCCACAAAGUUUGCGCAGGGGAGUCCCUGAGUUGUUUCGUCAGGGACAGCUCAAGAGCACAGGGUGAAACAUGAUCUGGUCGUUGAAUAACUGUUAUAUCUAAUAAAACUCUCCGUUAGAAUUUGCA
Molecule: messenger RNA, 1777 nt
Organism: Phytophthora infestans T30-4
Lineage: Eukaryota; Oomycota; Peronosporomycetes; Peronosporales; Peronosporaceae
Product: tubby-like protein
Exons: 2
Coding region: 124-1632 (502 amino acids)
Source: RefSeq, a predicted model, not a curated record